CACCCGGCUGCCGACAUGGGUCAGAAGCUCCCAGAAAUAUCUGAUUGUCGCCUUUUGAUCUUAGAUGCAGAAUGGGAAGCCAGCGUCCCAUGUUCCGUGGCCCCAGAAAAGCCAGUGUGUAGGCCUCAGCCACCCCAGGUCCGACGUACAUUCUCCCUGGACACCAUCCUCAGCUCCUACCUUCUGGGCCAGUGGCCACGAGAUGCUGAUGGGGCCUUCACCUGCUGUACCAAUGACAAGGCCACCCAGACCCCCCUGUCCUGGCAAGAGCUUGAAGGUGAGCGGACCAGCACCUGUACACACAAACGCUCAGCGUCCUGGGGCAGCACAGACCACCGCAAAGAGAUUACCAAGUUGAAGCAACAACUGCAGAGGACAAAGCUGAGCCGCAGUGGGAAAGAGAAGGAGCGGGGCUCCCCACUCCAAGGGGACCACGCUGUGCGGGGAGCACUGAGGGCAUCUCCUCCCAGCUUCCUCUCAGGGUCCCCCAUCCUACGACUCAGCCCCUGCCUGCACCGGAGCCUGGAAGGGCUCAACCAAGAGCUAGAGGAGGUGUUCGUGAAGGAGCAGGGUGAAGAAGAGCUGCUGCGGAUCCUUGACAUUCCUGAUGGGCACCGUGCCCCAGCUCCUCCCCAGAGUGGCAGCUGUGAUCACCCUUUCCUGCUCCUGGAGCCUGGCAACCUUGCCAGCUCUCCGUCCAUGCCCCUGGCAUCCCCCCAGCCUUCUGGCCAGACCAGCCGUGAGGAACACCGGGGUGCCGUUGAGGAGCUGGCAUCUGUCCCCAACGACAAAGCCUCCUCUCCAGGCCACCCAGCUUUCCUUGAAGAUGGCAGCCCAUCUCCAGUCCUCGCCUUUGCCUCCUCCCCUCGGCCCAAUCACACAGGUCCUGACCUGGCUUUCCUGACGUCCUGUCCUGACAAGAACAAAGUCCAUUUCAACCCAACCGGCUCGGCCUUCUGCCCCGUCAGCUUGAUGAAGCCCCUGUUCCCCAGCAUGGGCUUCAUCUUCCGUAACUGCCCCUCAAACCCGGGGUCCCCUCUGCCCCCCGCCAGCCCCAGGCCACCAUCUCGGAAGGAUCCAGAGGCCUCCAAGGCUUCCUCGCUGCCAUUCGAGCCCUGGCAGCGCACCCCACCAUCAGAAGAGCCCGUGCUUUUCCAGAGCUCCCUGGUGGUCUGAGGGCCCCACCCCUACCUACCACUUUAUCAUGGAGACCAGUGCCUUGGUGGCAGGCCCCUCCCUGGCUCCCCUGAGGUGGGAGAUGAAGGAGACCUUCCCUCUCGGCCUUCGAGCACUUUCAUUUAUUGUGUCAAAGCCCUGGGUCCUCUUUCUAAUGGACACCAGCCCCUCCGAAUGGGAGGGGACCUGCCUUCUCCACUAGCAGCUGGGGAGCUCACAAGUCACACCUGUGUUCUUGACACCUCUCACUUGAUGGAAAACCCACCUAGAAGGUCUUGGGUCCCCCACUCCUGGGAGUGAGCCCAAAAGACUGUAGUUGGGGCCCUUGUCCUUGUCAACAAGCUGGCCGCGAUUGGAGUAGGGGGGACACCACAGAUUUCCUUCCCUCUCCUCCACAGACACAGAAGUGGAGACCUGAAGAUAGAUACCCCCAUCCUCUCAGCCCCACCCCCAUGCCUCCCUCUCAUUGGAGGAGCUGACCAAAGCAGCCCUAAAGGGCCAUAACACUUGACUAAUCCAGCUGCUGGCAGAGGGGGGAACCUCGUGUUUUUCCAAGUGGCAUUUUCAUCUCGCUUUCACCCUGACAAAGAUUGUCUUAAGCAGCAGCCCAGCCUGCCCAGCCCCAGGUGGGUAGCGGGGCAGAGGGAGAGCUGGCAUUCCUCCAGGUGGCAAGUGGUGACACCACACCCUCCACCUGCCCCAGAACUGGGUUGGAUUAGAAAAAUGCCUAUUUUUCUUGUAUCGAUGUAGAAACUCUAUUUUCUCCCAAAGACACUAUUUUUGCAGCUGUUUGAAGUUUGUAUAUUUUCCGUACUGCAGAGCUUCACAAAAUUGAAGAAGAAUGUUAAUGUUCAAGUUUUCUUAUCCUGUGUUUAGAAAUUGUUUUUUGCAGAUCUUGGUGUUAAUAGACCAAAUAAAUAAAUAUUCCCAGCAGCUUGA
Messenger RNA from Hipposideros armiger (great roundleaf bat), 2115 nucleotides. It is a transcript of the gene FAM117A, whose product is annotated as family with sequence similarity 117 member A. Bases 16 to 1176 code for a protein of 386 amino acids. The transcript is spliced from 9 exons. Lineage: Eukaryota; Metazoa; Chordata; Mammalia; Chiroptera; Hipposideridae. The record is from RefSeq and is a predicted model, not a curated record.